AUGUGGCAGGCAACACCGGAGCCGGCUGGUGCCGACGGAAAAGGUGCCCCAGGGGCCCCCAGCGCGGCCUGGCCGUCACCGCACGCCCAUCACUCCAAACAUGACCCCAAACGCUCUCCCUUGGCCCCCGCAUUGCACCAACGAGCCUCGCGGUACCAAGCCCGGCCUGGGCGAGCUAGGCUAGGCCCUAGCUGCCGGGCUUCCGGAAGCGAGCUAGCCGCGCAGGUCGGUGGAGCGCAGCGCCCGUCGGGGUCCCGGAGCCGCCGCCUAUCAGCGGAGCGCAGGGGCGGGGCCGGCGGGGCCGCGGGGCCACAAGCAGUGGUGCUGGUGUUUGGAAUGCUCUAUCCGGCGUACUAUUCCUACAAAGCUGUGAAGACGAAAAAUGUCAAGGAAUAUGUCCGCUGGAUGAUGUACUGGAUUGUCUUUGCCCUCUAUACUGUGAUUGAAACCGUGGCCGAUCAGACACUUGCAUGGUUUCCCCUGUACUAUGAGCUGAAGAUUGCCUUUGUCAUCUGGCUGCUCUCCCCCUACACCAGAGGGGCGAGUUUAAUAUAUAGAAAGUUCCUUCAUCCUCUUCUUUCUUCAAAGGAAAGGGAAAUUGACGAUUACAUUGUCCAAGCCAAGGAAAGAGGCUAUGAGACGAUGGUUAACUUCGGGCGUCAAGGUUUGAAUUUGGCGGCUGCAGCCGCGGUCACAGCAGCAGUAAAGAGCCAAGGAGCCAUAACGGAGCGUUUGCGAAGUUUCAGCAUGCAUGAUUUGACGGCUAUCCAAGGGGAUGAGCCUGUGGGACAGAGACCCUACCAGACUUUGCCAGAAGCGAAGAGGAAGAGCAAACCAGCCAGUGAAACAGCAGCCUAUGGCAUUCCAUUGAAAGACGGAGGUGAACAAACCGAUGAAGAAGCGGAGGGGCCAUUCUCCGACGACGAGAUGGUGACUCACAAGGGGCUGCGGCGAUCCCAGAGCAUGAAGUCUGUCAAGACCAUCAAAGGCCGCAAAGAGGUGCGGUAUGGUUCCCUGAAAUAUAAAGUGAAGAAGAGACCACAGGUGUAUUUUUAGCGUCUACACCUCACCUAUCUGAAGACAAAUAAUCCUAACAAAUCAACUUCAUUUUCUAACUCAAUAUAUUCAGGACUUAUACUUUAAAUCUUCCGAUUGUGGCAAUGAUGGGAUUUACUUUAAUAACAUUAAAUAGUUCGUUUCUUUAACAAUUACUUUUAGAUAUUAACUGCUAAAUGUAGUUGUGUAAGGUUUAUUAAUGUGCAUGUAUAUAACAACAGUUACAGAGAAUCAUGUUACCUGAUUUCAUCAGCAACAUUGAGUGUCUGGGAUCUAAGGGUAAAACAUAGACCCAGGGUAUACUUGAAAAGUCUCUGCUUCAGGAUACACCUUGCCCUUCUGGUGUCGCAUUGUGUUUACGCCCAUCCAUGCCACCCACAUCUGUCACAGGAAAGUGGUGACAGCCACUGAGCAGCCAGUGUUGUGACAAAGACAUACUGUAAGGUGGUGACAUGUCCCUUACAUAAGCCUUGGAAGCUUUCCAUCAUGAGCUGAAAGGUUUUGAAACAGAUAUUUGAAAACCAGGUGUCCACAUAGCACUUUCCUGGCUGGUUUUGCACACUUGAAAAUUGUUUACUUAUUUUAUGACUGUACAUUUACUUUAAAUUGUAUCGAUGCUGUCUUUUUUGUUGUCUGUGAUGUUCUGACAUGUCCAAAUUACGCUUUGAAAUGCAUCAUCUCCUUUUCCUA
This is a messenger RNA of Peromyscus maniculatus bairdii (prairie deer mouse), 1746 nucleotides long. The record is from RefSeq and is a predicted model, not a curated record. NCBI's taxonomy places the organism in Eukaryota, Metazoa, Chordata, Mammalia, Rodentia, Cricetidae.